AUGGAAGAAGAGAAGGAAGCUCCUCCUUUUGAGCAACCUGUGUUGGUUGAGGAACCUCUAGAUUUGAUUCGACUGAGUCUGGACGAAAAAGUAUUUGUGAAAAUGCGUCACAAUAGAGAAUUAGUUGGUGUUCUCCACGGUUUCGACUCCCAUCUCAAUUUAAUCCUCGGCAAUGUUGACGAGACACUAACAACGCUGGAACUCGAUGAAGAAACCUAUGAAGAGAUCUACAAGACGACGAAAAGAAGCAUUCCUCUGCUUUUUGUCCGCGGCGAUGGCAUCAUCCUCAUAUCCCCACCACAGGCGGAACAAUGA
Molecule: messenger RNA, 315 nt
Organism: Echinococcus granulosus
Lineage: Eukaryota; Metazoa; Platyhelminthes; Cestoda; Cyclophyllidea; Taeniidae
Product: U6 snRNA-associated Sm-like protein LSm3
Exons: 4
Coding region: 1-315 (104 amino acids)
Biological process (GO): P-body assembly; mRNA splicing, via spliceosome
Cellular component (GO): precatalytic spliceosome; catalytic step 2 spliceosome; U6 snRNP
Molecular function (GO): RNA binding
Source: RefSeq, a predicted model, not a curated record